AGUCCGGUAGACGCUCCGCUGCUGGCCCGAGGCCGCCUUCUCUUCCGAGCGGCGCCGCCGGGCUCUGCCCCCCGCGGACGGAGCCGAGCCGGGACGGCCGCUGCUGCCGCCGCCCCCUGCGGCGGGACCUGCGGCGGGAAGGAGAGCCCGGGCUGCCGGGCCGAGGGAGUUUCCACAAUGGAGAAGAGGGAAGGUGGUAAUCGUGCAAUUGAUCAGAAUGCAGGUCAGAACAUCAUGCCAAGAAGAAAUACAGGAAAUCUUAACUACUUGAAUGUGGAUAUGCAGGUUGCCAAUCCAUCAGAAGCAGCUGCACUUUUUGAUUUACAUCAAGCACACCAUUUUGGUGAGUUUGAACACUCUUCAGAACAGCACUGCGAGCAGGAUCUGUUCCCUAAGUGGCACUUGCCAAUGAAGAUAGCAUCUGUGAUCUCAUUAAUAACAUUUAUUUACACUUCCAUGAGAGAUGUCAUAUAUCCUUUUAUAACCAAAAAGGAAAACGUUUUCUAUAAAAUUCCAAUCCUUGUCAUAAACAAAGUUUUACCAGUGACUUCAAUUACCCUUUUAGCACUAGUGUAUUUACCAGGAAUAUUAGCUGCUAGUUUCCAGCUGUACUUUGGCACCAAGUAUAAAAGGUUUCCCGAGUGGCUGGAUAGAUGGAUGUUAUCAAGGAAACAAUUUGGACUUCUCAGUUUCUUCUUCGCUACAUUGCACGCCUGCUAUAGCCUGUGCUAUCCAAUGAGAAGAUCGUACAGAUACAAGCUGCUGAACUGGGCAUUCCAGCAGGUCAAACAAAAAAAAGAAAAUGCCUGGAUUGAACAUGAUGUUUGGAGAAUGGAGAUUUAUGUGUCUCUAGGAAUUCUGGGACUCGCUUUGCUGGCUCUGUUGGCAAUAACAUCAAUUCCAUCUGUCAGUCUCUCUUUGACUUGGAGAGAGUUCCACUACAUUCAGAGCAAUAUGGGAUAUUUAGCCCUGCUGCUAUGCACUGUUCAUGCACUGGUGUUUGCUUGGAAUAAGUGGGUUGAUGCUAACCAAUUCAUCUGGUAUACGCCACCUUCAUUUAUGGUUGCAGUUUUUCUUCCUAUUGUAGUUCUGCUCUGUAAAUGCGUACUGCUCCUUCCAUGUUUUAGGAAGAGGAUAAGAAAAAUCAGAAGUGGCUGGGAAGCUAAGACACAAGUCAAUCAAACCAGCAUAACUUCCAGACUGUAGAUCAAAUAUGGACAUUUCCUAUCUAUGUAUCUAAAUAUGCUCAAAGCCAUGAAAUUUUCACUCAUGAGUUCUGUUUUCACAUUCGCAACAGAUGUUUCUUUCUCACUUUUUUUUUGACUUCAGGAGUAUGAGAUACUUGAUGAGAUGCUUGAUACAACUUAAUUUUGUUGGUUUCAAAGACAGAAAACGAAAACAUCUAUUUUACACUUUAAUCUAUUCAGUGUUUUGGUAUUUGAUGAUUUCUUUCUUCUCACUGCUUUUAAAAUCCAAGUGUUUCAUUGUCUCAAUCCCAGUUCUUUUGUAUGCAAAAACCAACAUAAAUUAUUUCUUCAGAUGACCACAGAAAGUAAAAAAAUGAUUACACCACAGAGCCCAGGAAAGCUUUCUGCUUUGCAAAGUCAUGCGUGUACCUUCAUUAAAUCUCAGAAUUAUAAUGGGACAAAAACUAGAGUAUUUAUCAUCCCAUUGCCUCUUAGCACCAGCAGCCUGUGUUUCACUCUGCAGAGUGGGGACCUUGGCAUAUGAACCAGACAGAAACUGUGUAUUCCUGCCAGGUCUUGAACGUACACAACUGAGCAAACAGAAUUACAGGGAUCUUUACAAGGUAAAUAUCUCCUGAGGCUUGGGCACAGUCUAAAAAAAGAGUUUUUAGACUCAGAUUUCCAUCUUAUCCAGGACUAGGUGUGUCUCUGUUUACUUGAAACGAUAAAACACUUCCCAUUUUUUAUUCCAUGAACACAUUCUUUUGUUUCUGAUGCUGGAAAUUUUCCAUGCUUUUGAGCUGAGCCUGCAGCCCUUGACAUGUGCUAAACUUUAUUUGCACAAAUUAUUCCAGUGGGAUAAAUCCAUCAGGUAAAUGUGUUUUUUUGUUUACUCUAGGGCCAACACAAUUGUGUGACUGGAAGAAAAACAUUAAAAAUAGACAUUUGAAUCUUGCCAAUGGUUUGGUGAGAUUGUCAUGUUAAAUGGUUUCCAAAUGCAUUUUCUUUUACAGAAAUUUUCCUAAUAACUUUAAUAAGCUCAUUAAGUCCUACUUUCCUUACAUUGCAUAGGUCCAUCUGAAAAUUUUAAGUGAAUAAUUCAUUUGUUAGUACCUGUUUUGAAAUAUGUUAUUCAGUAGUAAAUAUUUCCCAACAUCAGGAACAUUUCUGCCAUUCUGCCUGCAGGAGUUGACUAGGACAUGGACUGUUGACGGCACCUAUUGCUGGAAUCCUCUGAAUGAGAACUGUAAUUGGUAAUGGCUCUGGUAUUAAAACAAAUAGGAAAACAACAUAUGCCUAAAAAAAAUGUAAUACACAGUGCUAAUGAAUCUAUUGUCUUUUUCUGGACUUUUACAAGGAGCAUAAAUAACAGACUAAUUAAAUAUCUACAGGGAUGUUAUAUUUUGUAUUUUCUGGGUUGUUACCAUUCAAUUAUUGCAACUUAAAAGCUGGCCUUUUUUAAAUUUGCACGUAAUGUAAUACUGUGAAAGUAACUGGGGACAUGGUGUCCUAUGUAAUAUAGAUUGAAAUCUGUGGCAUUAUGUAUCAAACCAGUAAUGUGUGGCAGAGGCCAAAACCUUACAAUACAGGAAGCUGCAAUGUUAAUCUAAGAAGUUUCUAACAGAGUAGGAAAAGUAUGGUGCUCAAUGCAUUUGCAUUUAUAUUUCCAUGAAUUAAAUACAUCUUUAAUAAGCUCUAUGCACUUGUUACAGAAGGUAGUCUAAGAUAGCAUAACUUUAUUCAUUUCAAGUAGUUAAUAUGGUUUGAAUUGAUAACAUAAAUUACAGGGGCAAACCAACUUCAAGAUCAUUACAUACUAUCCAAACUGAUCUUUUAUGCUCAUCAUUCAGCUGGGGACAUUAAGCACUCUUCAGACUUUUCUCUCUAGAAUUGCCCAGAGGCAAACCCAGAAGUGUCUUAAACGACAUGAAAUUUACAUACAGUCUACAAAAGCUAUUCCAAAAAUCACACAUGACAUCCAAACAUGCAAGCAUGUUUUUCCCUACUGAUAGUUUCAGGUAGAAGCCAGGUUUUCUGUGUCACAUCUAGCCAUUUCUCUAGAAACUACCAUUAAAUGCUUACAGCCAGAACUUGAGGUUUCAUGGUGAGUCUUAAUAACUCACUUCCCAGUCUGCAGGCUGCUCAGGGAAGUGGUUGACUAUCCCUGGAGAUAUUUAAAAGACAUGUAGAUGUGGUGUUUAGGGACAUGUUCUCAUGGUAGGCUUGACAGUGUUAGAUUUAUGGUUGGACUCAAUGUAAAUUAUUCUAUGAUUUGCUUUUUAGGCAUUCAGAUACAGCAGUGAGGGAGAUCUAUAUGCUAUUGACAGUAUUUAAUUUCUCAGUUUGUGGCAGACAUGGUCUAGUUCAAUACUGGUGAAUCUACAUUCAUAAAUACCUUUAUAUUUAUGUUUAUGUACCUCUUUGAAAUUCAGUGUAUUAAUAGGCCUGUAUACUCUUACAAUACAUUAAUUGAAUGUGUGUGCACAUUUUAGGCACUUAUUUGUAUAACACUAAUUAGUUUUAUAAAACUGUGCAUCAUUAAAUGCUUCAAUUUAUGCUGUAUCUGCCAUUGUGUCAUAUACAUCCAGAGUAAAAGGGCAAAAAGGCACAGUACACUCUAGAAGAGCUGCUGAUAGAAACAGUCAAGGGGAACCACUCUAUGCUAGUGAAGAGCCUGGAGCCUCCAAAGGAAAGAAAACAAAGAUUUGAAAAGCAAAAUGGACACUUUCAUGUGUAAUGAAAUUGCAUUUUUCCUGACAGUACCUUUAACUGUAUAUUCUAGCAUUCAGAGAUUUUUGAGAAGGAAGAAAAAGCUUUGGAGGGAGACCCAAGAUCCCUGGAAAUACUGAUCAAAGAUCAAGAAAAGUUAAAAAAAUAGCAAGGGCAUUGAGGAAAAGCAUGUUUGGGCAUACUUUUGUAUAAGAAUCCAUUAUUCUUUUGUGUGAGAAUCCAUCAUUCAUGACAUUUUAAAGUCAUGGCAGUGACUUUAAAAUGUGUCUAUAAGGCCUGCAAAGUACUUUUUUCUAUUGUUACAUGUCUCCAAUGUAUUUGAGAGACACAGAAUUGAAACUCUGGAGAUACAAAUUGUUAAAGGGGCCUAAGGAAUUUUAUGCCAGAUUCAUUUGGAGAGGUCAUAUCCAGAAUACUCUUCCCAAUAAGUGACAACAACAAUGUUCAGGAAGCUAGGCCAGGGCUGUGUUGGCUAUUGUGUAAUGCAAAUUCCUGUUGACAGCAGCAUUUACUGUAAGCAGUCCCUCCCUUUGGCCACUCUUCUCUGUUCUCUCAGUGUUGCAAGUUGUUAAAGAUGUGAAGUUCAUCAGAGUAGGGCAUUGCAUCCACUUGAAAAGUAAAGCAGAGUGAAGAGUGAUUCAGCCAGAUCCACUCAUGGGUCUGAUUCGCCUGACAGCCAGCAUCCUACAUGUGUCAGUAGGAAGGACUCAAAGAGGAAUGGUCUAAACAGGCAGCUUAACCAGCCCUAAAUGAAAAGUUCCAAGUGCACCUAAAAGUUCAAACUUGCAUUAUUUCCUCCUAUUUCAGUAGCAAGAAUAUUCCCUUGCUUCACUUUUCUGUCAUGUUCUUAGUUUUCCACCAAUCAGUGGGCAAAAAUGUGCUCUAGAAAUUGUCAUCAAAACCCAUAUGAAACUGACUGAUGUCUACGUGACUGUGGGCUGUGUGGUUUCAUUUGUAGAGAUGAUGAUCUCACAUCUCCCCUUGUCUCCUACAUCCAGAGUUUCUAGUACUGUCCCUUAACAGCACAAAAUGUUAUGCUAACCAUUUUUGAAAUUCAAACUAAUUUCUUUUAAAGUGAUUUUCUUUAAAUGGCAUUAAAGGUAUUUAAAUGGCAUUCAAAAAAACAAAAGAAAAAGGCCAAUUUUUGAAAACACACUGAAACCACCCCUGAAGAAUGUAAUCUGCUGUUGUUGCUGUAAGUGUCUGGCAAUGGCUGAUCAUUGCCACUAUUGUUUUUUCAGUAAUGCCAGGAUUUCUUGAUCCCAUGAGCAUAUUCUGUUGCUGAUGGCAAAAUGACUUCUUAUUAUUUCUUUUAUCAAAACAAUUCUCAUUAAUUUAGUUGCUUCAGAGUUCCAUUUUUGCAUCAUUCUUUGAAUUUUUCUGUAGAUUAAAUUUAACACUUGAGUGGAUGAAAUGAGGCAAAUUUAUUAAGUAGUCAUACGUUUUCAGAGAUUUUCAGGUGAAAAUACAUAAAACCAAUCCAUGAACCAAAAUCUGCAAACAUAGAAAAGACCAUAGCUACUUUCAAUAAAGAUGAUACAACAGA
Messenger RNA from Serinus canaria (Common canary), 5463 nucleotides. RefSeq names its product STEAP family member 1 (gene STEAP1). The transcript is spliced from 5 exons. Lineage: Eukaryota; Metazoa; Chordata; Aves; Passeriformes; Fringillidae. Gene Ontology annotation, cellular component: plasma membrane; endosome. The record is from RefSeq and is a predicted model, not a curated record. Bases 178 to 1206 code for a protein of 342 amino acids.